AUGAACAAAGUUAAACACGUAUCUUUUAAUAUCCUUGCAGAAUUUCUAGAUCAUGGGACAUUGGCAGGUGAUUCAAAAUCAAGCAUAGGGGAUGAUCUUCUGGUGGCAGUGAUAGAUAAUCCUAUUGGUUUUACAUGUGGAAAAACAACUUCACCUUAUGCUUAUAUCUUUUCUAAUGGAUAUGUAACAUUUGACUACUUUGACAGUGGAAGGCCAAGAUUGUUUUCAGAUAAAUCUCAAACACAGCCACACAACAUGGUUGCUCCUUUGUGGUCGGAUAUAGACAUGACAAGCGAUUCUCGCAUUUGGUAUCAUUUCUACAAUAAAUUCACAGCAGACUCCUCAGUUCUGAGCCAGGCCCAGUCUCUGAUUGUGGAGAAUUACAGAGACUCAGCUACAGCCUCUAGUUUUAACCCUAAUACAGCUUUAGUCGUGACAUGGGAGAAUGUUCAUCCUGCUCCAGUGUCAUCAUAUUCCUCACAGAAUGCCAGUUUCCAGUUGCUAAUAGCCAGUGAUGGAGUGACCACCUACACAGCUUUUCUGUUUAAACAGAUGGACUGGGUCCCCCCUAAACCUGCCCUACUGGGCUACAAGUGUGGAUAUGGGCAGUCCGACUUCUUUUACCACCCUGCUUCAUUGACUAACAACCUGUUACAGCAAGCGAUUCGUAGUCACUACAGUGGUGGAAAAAAGAAUGAGACUGGGCUUUGGAUUUACAAGAUCGAUUCUUUGCCUGCUGGCACAGUGAAUUAUAGACAGAAAUGUUUCAGUUGGAUACAGGAUUACGGCAAACCUGAUUACUUAAAAACUUUAAUUGCUGAUGUCAAACUCACAAAAUGCCCUUGUAGUGAAGACAGGGUGCAAAAAGAUGGUCGCUUUGUGAAGCUCACAACACAGGAUACUAAUAACUGUUAUGUAUUGGAAUUCCCUGGUAGUACAUCUGGAACACGGGAACCUAAUGUGUACUGUAUUUGUGUACUGCAAGGACAUAUUAGUUGUCCAAAAUGCUGUUACAAAAGCCAGACAACUUUGUUGAUUACCACAGGAGAAGAAGCUGGAUACAUUUAUAUGGUGAAUCCUAUGUUGAAUUUGAAAGAGUCCAAUAGAUUUGACAGAGAUCCUCAUACAUGGUGCUGUGAAAAAUCAAACUUGUGCAAUGAAUUCCUUCGCUAUCGGAUCUCUGAUACUUGCAGGUUUUACAUUCCUCUUACUUCAGGCUCCUCCUUUGGAGACCCCCAUGUAAGAACAUUGGAUGAUCUGACCUAUACAUUUAAUGGACUGGGAGAGUAUGUGAUGCUGACUAUGGUAGAACCAGGAACAAACAUCACCCUACUGGAGAUACAGACUCGUACAGCACAAGCUGUCAAUGCUAAUGGAACCAAGAUAAAUGCCACAGUCUUCCAUGCAUUUGCUGUCAAGGAAAAAAAUGGAGGAGAAGCUCAGGUAGAAGUCAAUCUAAAUGGUACAGGUAUGAUUCUUCAUAUAGACAGAGAAGACAAGACUUUACAGUUGUAUGCCAGUGACACAUUUUCAUACUACAGAGCAAAUGCUAUUGUGGUUAGGAGAAUAGGAACACACAAGAUCAAAGUACUGUUUCCUUCUGGUCCGACAAUGGAGUUUGCUGUUAACUUAGGAAUGAUGGAGUUGACAGCAUCAAUUCCAGAAAGUUUGUCCUCCUCCACUAUCAACAGUGGACUUCUGGGAAAUAUCAAUGGCAAUAUGACAGAUGAUCUGAUAGAUCCAAAUGGAACCAUGCUAUCUACAAAUUCAACAGAACGAGAAAUAUUUUACAGCUUUGGACAGCAAUGGCAAAUUGAUUGUGGUGCCUCCCUCUUUGUGUAUCGUGAUGAUUCUAAAUGUGAGGACUAUCUGCACUCGGACUUUACUCCAUUAUUUCUGGAUGAUUUUACAAAAGAAGAGAGAGAUAGAGCCAUUGCUGUAUGUGGUGGAGCAGAUAAGAUGAACUGUAUUUUUGACUAUCUAGCUACCCAGAAUUCAGCAGUUGCUAACCUGACAAAGUCAACACAUGCAGCUGCAGAAGAAGAAGCUGUGUUGGCAGCAAAUAAUCUGCCCUCUAUUGAUGGGAAUGGUAUCUAUUCCAUUGUUGGUCAGCCAAUAAACAUCACAGCUACAGCUACUGACCAGGAUGAAGAUAAAGUGACCAUUGUAAUGGUGUCUCCUGUUAAUGUUCUGUCAUUGGAAGGGACAGGAAAUACAAACUUAGUUUAUCAGUGGACACCACUCAACAUGACUCCUACACCUGUAGAGUUAUAUGCCACUGAUAGCAAACAUGGAAUAUCGGGUUUGUUAACAUUGAGUGUGUACCUGUGUUAUGGUUGUAACAACCAUGGCAGCUGUAAUUACUCUCAUGUCAUAUCCACCAGUGUAUCUACAUUCUUCAUUGUUCCCUGUUCAUGUGACAAUGGAUGGACAGGUGAUUCUUGUGAGAUUGAUAUUGAUGGCUGUGCUGGUUCCCCAUGUGAUCCCCUCAGUAACUGUACAGACAAUCCAGCAGCUGAGCACCAGUCAACAGGAAGGGCAUUCAAGUGUGAAAACUGUCCUCAAGGAUACCAGAUGACAGAGACUUUUAAGUGUAUUGACAUAGAUGAAUGUGCAAACAAUACCUUAAAUGAUUGUGACCAGAUCUGUAGCAACACUGAGGGAAGUUUCACCUGCUCUUGUAGGACAGGAUUCAGACUCACGGGUCAUAUGUGUCACGAUAUCAAUGAAUGUUCUGAAGGUACCAACAUGUGUGAGCAGAAAUGUCAUAAUACCCAGGGUUCAUAUUACUGCUCUUGUAUGCCAGGCUACAAUCUGCAGCCCAAUCAAGUUUCCUGUGUUAUGGAAAGUCCUGAUGUGCUGUGUGCUGAUAUGAAUUGCUCACAAGAGUGCACUGUAAACAGCACCGCACACCCAUACUGUUUUUGUAACCAAGGAUACAGCCUGCAGUCAGAUGGAAAGAACUGCACAGAUGUGGAUGAAUGUCAAGAUGCCACACAGUGCCCACAAGUGUGUUCCAAUACAGAUGGUAGUUUUACCUGCAGUUGUUACAUUGGAUACAAGCUGCAAAAUGACAAAAGAUCUUGUCAAGGUUGUGAUUCCCUGCAUUGGGGGUACAAUUGCGACACAUCAUGUGACUGUUCCCAGAAUGCUUUGCGUUGUGACAGUGUAAGAGGGUGUGUCUGUAAGACUGGUUGGACAGGAACCCUGUGUGAGACUAACAUCAAUGAAUGUGUGGAUCCAAGUUUGUGUUCAGCUACAGAGGUGUGUGUAGACAACCCAGGAUCCUACAGCUGUCAGUGUGUCAGUGGAUACCAGAGAAAUGCUUCACAAAUCUGUCAAAAUGUGGAUGAGUGUAGCUCAGCCCUCCAUAACUGUACCUCCACAGAGAUCUGUCAGGACAUACCAGGUUCAUUCCUCUGUCCAUGUCAAGUGGGAUACCAGAGAAAUAUCUCCUCUGGGGCAUGUGAAGAUAUUGAUGAAUGUGUGGAGGGUACUGGCUCCUGCUUGCAGAAUUGUCACAACACUGUAGGGAGUUAUUAUUGUACCUGUUAUAUUGGAUAUCAGCUACAAGACGACAGGAGAACAUGUGUGAAAUCCAGAAAUCCCUGUCUCGGAGCCAGUGUGGAUGGAACCUGUGACACAACUCAUGGAGGAUGUACCGUCAACUCCUCCAAUGUAGCCUAUUGUUUCUGUGACCAUGGAUAUGACCUCCAGGUCAAUGCUUCAGGAUUCUCGCUCUGUAUAAAUAUCAAUGAGUGUGUGACCAACAUCUCUGGCUGUUCCCACAUCUGUAAUGAUGUCAGUGGUAGCUUCUACUGUGAUUGUCCUGAUGGAUACAAACUGACAACGGAUCACAAAACAUGUGAAAGUUGUAUUGAGACCAAUACAUGGGGACCAAACUGCACCACUCCCUGUAAUUGUGCAGUGGGGGCAUCAUCAUGUGACCCCAUUCAGGGCUGUCUGUGUCACCUGGGCUGGACUGGAAUACUGUGUGAUACAAAUAUCAAUGAAUGUACAAAUGCAACCUCACCUUGUAAUGCAACCCAAAUAUGUGUUGACACCCCAGGAUCCUACACUUGUAAAUGUGACACUGGAUUUCAAAGUGACCAAACAGGAGGAUGUCAAGAUGUUAAUGAGUGCCUCAGCAACCAGGACAAUUGUCAGCAAAUUUGUAUCAAUACUGCUGGCACCUUCAACUGUUCGUGUCGAUCUGGAUAUGAGUUAAAUACUGAUGGAUAUUCAUGUCAAGGUAACUGUUAA
Saccostrea echinata is the source of this 4263-nucleotide messenger RNA. RefSeq names its product mucin-like protein. The transcript is spliced from 24 exons. Gene Ontology annotation, molecular function: calcium ion binding. The record is from RefSeq and is a predicted model, not a curated record. Gene Ontology annotation, biological process: cell-matrix adhesion. Lineage: Eukaryota; Metazoa; Mollusca; Bivalvia; Ostreida; Ostreidae. Bases 1 to 4263 code for a protein of 1420 amino acids.